This is a messenger RNA of Bufo gargarizans (Asiatic toad), 1489 nucleotides long. It is a transcript of the gene SAE1, whose product is annotated as SUMO1 activating enzyme subunit 1. Lineage: Eukaryota; Metazoa; Chordata; Amphibia; Anura; Bufonidae. The record is from RefSeq and is a predicted model, not a curated record. Gene Ontology annotation, biological process: protein sumoylation. The transcript has 9 exons. Gene Ontology annotation, molecular function: SUMO activating enzyme activity. The coding region runs from base 73 to 1107 and encodes 344 amino acids. Gene Ontology annotation, cellular component: cytoplasm; SUMO activating enzyme complex.
CGGGUAGUGACGUCGGCUGGCCACGCCCCCUGUUGUCGUCCAUUCAUUCGGCGCGUGUGAACCGGGAAAAAGAUGGUGGAAAAGGAGGAGGCGGUGAUCAGUGAGGAGGAGGCCGCGCAGUAUGACCGGCAGAUCCGCCUCUGGGGGCUGGAGGCUCAGAGGAGGCUCAGAACAUCUAAGGUCCUCCUGGUGGGGCUGCGGGGACUGGGCGCUGAAGUGGCCAAGAAUCUCAUCCUGGCAGGAGUGAAGGGACUGACCAUGAUGGAUCAUCAGGAGGUAUGUGAGGAGGACUCCCGCGCUCAGUUCCUGAUCCCAACUGGAUCUCUUGGUUGCAACAGAGCAGAAGCCUCCCUGGUGCGGGCGCAGAAUCUCAAUCCGAUGGUAGAGGUGACAGUGAAUAAAGACAACAUUGAGGAGAAAGAGGAAGACUUCUUUAAGGAUUUUGAUGCAGUAUGUCUGACCUGCUGUUCCCGGGACCUUCUAGUGAAGGUGAACCAGAUCUGCCACAAAAGGGGCAUCAAGUUUUUCAUGGGGGAUGUUUUUGGCUAUCACGGAUACAUGUUCGCUGACCUUGGAGAGCAUGAGUUUGUUGAGGAGAAGUUGAAAGUCGCGAAAACCAGUCAGGACUCCGAAGACGGCCCAGAAGCUAAAAAGCCUAAGACUGAUCCUACUGAAAGCACAAUGAUCAAAAAGAAAAUCGAGUUCUGCCAGUUGAAGGACGCCCUGGAAAUCGACUGGAACAGCGAGAAAGCCAAAGCUGCGCUGAAGAAAACCCCUGCCGAUUACUUCCUUCUGCAAGUUAUAAUGAAGUUCCGCACUGACAAAGGAAGAGACCCCCAGCCAAGUAGCUUCCAAGAAGACUGUGAAGUGUUACUUCAGAUCCGCAAUGACCUGCUGGACUCCAUAGGUGUUAACCCCGAUCUGCUGCCAGAAGACUUUGCAAGCUAUUGCUUUUCAGAGAUGGCUCCUGUCUGUGCAGUUGUGGGAGGUGUCCUGGGCCAGGAGUUAGUAAAGGCCCUUUCCCAGCGAGAUUCUCCACACAAUAACUUCUUUUUCUUUGACGGGCUGAAGAGUAGCGGCAUUGUUGACUGUUUUGGCGCCAAAUGAUGAAGGACCCGCGCUGGUUAUGAUUGGUUAUGUAUUAGGGGGUUAGCAGAUUUGUGACAUUUGGACCAAUAUAACUGCACUUUGUAGAUCCAGUAACUCACUGUUCCUGCUCAUUCAUCCUCUGGGUGUCCGUGUAGAAGAAUAAAAAGUUGCCGUGUAGCCCAGCACGCACGUCUCCGAGCUGUUAUACCAUCAUCGGUUCUCCCAUCUUUAGAUGAAGGAUUUCGACGAACACCAGCUCUGUGGAACCAGAAUAUGAAUGUCACAUGUGAUCUCCCUUUUUUUCCCUUUUUUUUUCCCUUCAUUUUUAUAAGCUUGUUAAAUGUAUUUUUGCUCUUCUGAUUUAUUUUUUAAUUUUCAAUAAAAUCCAAUAAGUAAAAUG